UGCACACGGCAUAAGACCACGGGUUAUUCGCCAUUUCAACUAAUGUUUGGACGACAACCACGACUGCCCGUUGAUCUACUAUGUGGAACGGACGAGGAAGCAGCGUCAACCAAUAUGCCGGAUUUUGUUAAGAAUAUGAGAAACAGGAUGUCUCAUUCGUUCAGUUUAGCGAGUAGAAAGGCUCGGGAAUCGCAGAGUCGUCAAAAGGCAGGCUACGAUCUACGCAGUAGAGAAGCUGUUUUGGAACCGGGAGACCGAGUUCUUGUUAAGGUACUGGCCUUUGAAGGACGUCAUAAGCUGGCGGAUCGUUGGGAACCUGACGUGUAUAUCGUGCAGAGUCAACCCAAUAGAGACAUUCCUGUCUACACCAUACUUAGAGAGAAUGGAGAGGGAAAAAGUAGAACUCUUCACCGGAAUCAUCUACUUCCAAUCGGAACGAUACCACUGGAAACAGAUGAAAUACCCAUUGCACAUCCACCUCGACCGGUACCUCGUGCUAGGAAGUCGAAGCUGGAAUGUGGACCACAUCAUCAAGAGUCUGUGGCUGAGAUUGUCGACUCGCCGUCCGUGACUGACAGCUCAGAUGAGGAAUUUGUGGGUAUGAACGUUCCUACCAACGUUCAACGGCCACCCACACAGGACAAAGCACAGCCGAGCGAGAAUGUGACAUUUGUACCUGGACCUCGGACUGGCUUUAUUGAUGUGGAGACAUCGGAAUCGGAACCGGAAGAUGAACCUGCAACUGCAGUACAGGGGAAUAUUACUUUGCCUGAUCCGGAGAUUCCAAUACCAAGACGGUCUACCAGGAACAAACGACAGCCUAAUUGGAUGACAUCAGGCGAGUUUGUUUGUUCACAGCAACCUGUUGGAGCAGAACCAGAAUGGAAGGUGAAAGCUAUGUUCCUGAUGGAUAUAACAUCUUCAGUAUCCUUCAGAAAUAUGACAGCUCCAGCUCAACAGGCACUGUUGAAUAUUUUAACUUGUUAAGUAUGUGUACUUUUGCAUAACUAUAUAUUUCAUUUGUAGAUGUAGUUGUAGGUGCAAUUGGGACCCUUUGGAAGAUGAGGACAUCUUUCAUUUGAGCGGGGGAAUACCUGAUGAAAUUGAGGAGUAGACAGAUUUUUUUCCUUUUUCCUCAGUUGCAGAUUUUACAUUGUAUGAUUUUUUUAGGUAUGGAUUUUCGUUGUAUUAAUUUUAUGUUUUAUUUACAGUCUGUCCUGAAUAUGCAGAUGGGGACAUCUUCCAUCCAUGGAGGGGAGAAUGUAGUAGUGUCAUUAUUUGACAAUAUACUUUUAAUAUGUUUUUGUAUUUUAAAUAUACGCGCCGUAUGAAACGGAAGUCAGCUUUCCGCGAAGCAUUCUACGGUACGCAAUGCGGCAAUAGUUUUAGCGCGCGCGGUAGAAUAGCACGUGAGAAUGCGAGCGAGCUAAUGAGCGGAUGUGAUGUAACGUGUAUGUAAACCUGUUUGUAGUGUACGUAUUGUCUAUUUAUGGAAUGCGAGUGUUGAAUGUUGGGUAGUUUUACCUGGCGCACUGGUCACUUAUGAACAGAGCGGUCAGAGGGACAACAUCGUAUAUUGGUAAUCAUAGCCAGCAUAGAGACGAAAAGAUGUAGCGAACACUAGAGUCAUUAAACGUAAGUACCUGUGUAAAAAUAUAUAUAAGCGUAAUGUAAUAUAGUAUCUUUUAUAUAAUAUAUUUGAUUAAAGGUAGUAUUUUUGUUAAAAGUAAAGUUGAUAUUCUGGAAAUUAAUUCAGAUUUCGGGCGUGGUCGUAUUACGCGAGUGAUUUCAAUGAAGCAUGGUUUUAAUGUGUGCAUUAUUUUAUUCAUAUAGCUUAUUAACUGAACGUUAAGACGAGUACAGAGGACUCGGCGGACAUAGUCCGGGAAAACCCUCUUCAUACUGAAGAGGGUUUAUUUGUAUAAUAAUAAAUAUUGGAAACAAGAACCCGGAGUUGUAUUAUUGAAGAAAUAAGACGACUAUUACAU
Messenger RNA from Pecten maximus, 1988 nucleotides. RefSeq lists its product as uncharacterized. The transcript has 2 exons. The record is from RefSeq and is a predicted model, not a curated record. The coding region runs from base 43 to 987 and encodes 314 amino acids. Lineage: Eukaryota; Metazoa; Mollusca; Bivalvia; Pectinida; Pectinidae.